AGAAUAAAGGUCCCAGGAGAACGCAUCAUGUGGUUCUCUCUGCCCUGUGACGUCACUAGCAGAUGGCAUGGGUACCAGCUCUGGCAGUUGGCAUCAAUGUCACUUUUUUAGAGAUCAAUGAGAUACACACAUAUCUAGACUCCUGAAGAUGAUGCGACAUUCAGACUGAUCUGGAAAGAGAAAAAAAUAUGAAAAAAAACUGAUUGUUGAUUGAAUUAAAAACAGAAGGUAAUUUAUGUUAACAAUGUUAACACUUCCUUUCGAUGAAUCGGUUGUAAUGACGGAAUCUCAGAUAUGCAGAAAGUUUUCACGGGACGGUGAGGAGCAGAAACAAGUGAAAAAGCCUGAAGUCUGUGCCAAACAACUAGUAUCUCAUGGGAAAAGUAUCAAGAGAACACCUGAAGAGGAUACAGAGCAGGAAGAAGAGGAUGAGGACAAAGAGGAAGAAGAUGAAAAUGGUUUGCCCAGAAGGAGAGGACCAAGGAAAAAAAAAAUGACCAAGGUCAGAAUUGAAAGGAUUAAACUGAGACGGGUUGAAGCUAAUGCAAGAGAAAGGGGUAGGAUGCAUGGGCUCAAUGAUGCGCUGGACAAUUUAAGGAAAGUUGUACCAUGUUAUUCCAAGACACAGAAACUGUCUAAAAUAGAAACAUUAAGACUGGCUAAAAACUAUAUUUGGGCUCUGUCUGAGAUCCUUCGGAUUGGGAAGAGACCUGAUUUGCUUACUUUUGUGCAAAACUUAUGCAAAGGUUUGUCCCAGCCAACCACAAACUUAGUGGCAGGCUGCCUGCAGCUUAAUGCCAGGAGUUUUCUAAUGGGUCAGAGUGGGGAGACGAUGCAUCAUACAAGAUCCCCGUACGCCUCUAUUUACCCUCCAUAUCACAGUCCUGAGCUUAGUACCCCACCAGCCCAUGGGAGCCUUGACAAUUCUAAGACAGCAAAACCAUACAAUUAUUGUAGUGCUUAUGAAUCAUUUUAUGAAAGCACUUCUCCAGAGUGCACCAGCCCUCAGUUUGAAAGUCCCUUAAGCCCUCCCUCAAUGAACUAUAAUGGGAUAUUUUCCCUGAAGCAAGAAGAGGCCUUGGACUAUGGGAAAAAUUACAAUUACGGCAUGCAUUACUGUGCAAUGCCAAGCAGGGGUCCCCUCGGGCAGAGCUCUAUGUUCAGGUUGCCUACAGACAGCCACUUCCCUUAUGACUUCCAUCUGCGCAGCCAGUCUCUCGCCAUGCAAGAUGAAUUAAAUGCAGUUUUUCAUAAUUAAUGAGGAAAAUGAAUAUAAACAGUGGUCAUUCACCUCCCUCCCCCCAUCUAAUUAAGAUAAAGCAGAUGCUUGUUCACACAGUAAUUGACACGGCUCGAUUAAGGUAUCACUGCAGUCUCGAAAAUGUGUUUUAAACUUCUGUGGUCUAUUUUUUUCCCUCUAACCCUUUGUAACAGCCAAAUCCUUUGCCAUAUUUUGAAAUAUGAUUAAUAUAUCCAUUUUUUUUUUUUAAUUGAUGAAGACUGUAAUUUGUUUAUGCACUAAAACAAUAUUUUAUGUUUGUUUGAACAGUAUGUUGAAUUUCUGUGGCUAAAUAAAGAAGUGUACACUA
Pelobates fuscus (common spadefoot toad) is the source of this 1589-nucleotide messenger RNA. RefSeq names its product neuronal differentiation 6 (gene NEUROD6). Lineage: Eukaryota; Metazoa; Chordata; Amphibia; Anura; Pelobatidae. The transcript is spliced from 2 exons. Gene Ontology annotation, biological process: nervous system development; axon development; positive regulation of transcription by RNA polymerase II. The record is from RefSeq and is a predicted model, not a curated record. Gene Ontology annotation, molecular function: protein dimerization activity; E-box binding; DNA-binding transcription factor activity, RNA polymerase II-specific. Gene Ontology annotation, cellular component: nucleus. The coding region runs from base 236 to 1258 and encodes 340 amino acids.